Molecule: messenger RNA, 348 nt
Organism: Cladophialophora yegresii CBS 114405
Lineage: Eukaryota; Fungi; Ascomycota; Eurotiomycetes; Chaetothyriales; Herpotrichiellaceae
Exons: 2
Coding region: 1-348 (115 amino acids)
Source: RefSeq, a predicted model, not a curated record
AUGUCUUUCCUCUACAAGGCCACACCUAUCCUCCGCACCACAGUCCGAACCUCCACUCUCCGUUCAUCACCUCGUCUCCUGUCUACCACCGUGUCACAGCAAAAAUCUGCAACCGACUCUGUCAAGGAUGGCUUGAAGUCAGUCGACCGAGCAGUGUCAGACGUUGCUGUUGCUGGUAUCGACAAAGGAGUUGAGCUCAAAGACAAAGCGUCCGAGGUCGUUGGUAUGGAGACCAAGAAAGCCGAGGGAACUGCAUCACAAGUGUCCGGCGAGGCCAAAGGGAAGGCCGCCGAGAUCUCGGGACAAGCCAAGGGCAAGGCGGAGGAGAUCAAGGGAAAGAUGUCAUGA